Molecule: messenger RNA, 4908 nt
Organism: Tetrahymena thermophila SB210
Lineage: Eukaryota; Ciliophora; Oligohymenophorea; Hymenostomatida; Tetrahymenidae
Product: PAS domain S-box protein
Exons: 11
Source: RefSeq, a predicted model, not a curated record
AUGUUUGAUAAUUAAUAUGAAGAUUCUUUCUGGUCUUAAACGGAUAAAGCUGUUAGGAGAAUUCUCUAUUCUCUAUUUCAUGAAAUUUUGCACUCACAAAGAGUCUCUCCUUUAAUCUACAAAAUAAUAUUAUUGAUAGAAGCACUUUAAAUAGCUUUCUUCGCUAUAAACACAUCAUUCAGCUUUCUGUGGUCUUCUUCUGUGACUAAUGUUAUGCAGCAAGCUAUACAGUAUUUCUAGAUCAACGGGCCCAUUUAAAAAAAUGGUUAAACAGUAUUUUUAAUGAUACUUUACAUAGUGAUAUCUAUCAAUUUAAUUACUUUACUAAUAGCCAUAUAUUGCUCUUAUAGUGUUGCUCAUAAACACAAAAAAACAUCAAGUCUCUUUAACUAUUUCAUAAAAUACUUAUGGCUAUAUGGAUUGUUUACAAACACUGUUGGCUAUAUUCCUAUGAUCAAUAUUUAUCUCUCUACUUUUUAUUGUAACUCAUCAACUGAUCUUGGAGUAUCUUUAGGAUGUUACAAAUCAAAUUACUUUAUCCAUCUUUCUAUUGCUAUUGUUGGCUUUAUUAUAUUUUCAAUACUAUAAACUGUCUUUUAUAAGCUAUAUAUAGAUCUUAAUCCUAGCUCUAAAAUCCCUUACGCCCAUCCAUAGAGUAUAAAUGAUAUAAUCAAAUUAGUUUUGAAAACAGCUUUACCUAUUUAUACUACUUUUGACCCUGAAGGAGUUUAUGGUAAAGCUUUCAUAAUUUGUCUUGGAAUUUAUUUGAUUUGCAUGGUUUCUAAUAGAUUUUUUUCUUUACCUUAUUAUUCAAAGAGCAUUCAAAAUUUUACUUUGAUAAUUGACUCAUCGCUUUUAUGGAUAGUUUGGAUUUCUUUUGUUUGUGCUAUUAUAGAUUCAGGAAGUAUUUCAAUCCUCUACAUUUUUACUGGAAUACCCUUUAUAUCUAUCUCCAUUAUUUUUUUGAUGAGAUAUAAAGAGAACAAAGUGUUAUCUUAAACAAUGAAGAAUUUUAAGAAGGAUACUGAUUUUGAAUACUACCUAAUUUUACUUAUUGGAUUAAUUGAAAAUAGAAGCAAUCCUGAAGAUUGUAUUCAACUAGAUGGGGCACUUAAAUUUCAUGCUAGAUAUUGCACAAAAGUUUAAGAUGUGAAUUGCAAUUGUUAAUCUUUAAUCCUUGAUAAAGAAGAUGACAUCUAAACGUAUUAAAACAACACGAAUCAAAUAAACUUAAACAGUACCACUAAAUGGUAUAAUUUCGUAAAAUUCUUGCUGCUAGAUAGUUUUGAUAAAUUUUAAAAAAGCACUCGUUUACAUUUAUUUAAUUCAUAUAUUUAGCAUGCAAAGUUAAGUAACAAAUUCAAGUCUUUGUUAGAGCUGAUGUAUACAUCUGAAUUAAAACCUAAUAUUUAAGAGGAAUUUUCUAUUUAUAGCUAUAAUCAUAUAAUUGAAGAUGAAUUAAAAGAAAAUGAUUUAAGAAAUACAGAAAAUAAAACAGUUGAAGUCAAUAGCAUAGUUUAGUUUUAAGCCUUAUUUGUUGAUUUCUUAGGAUCAAUUGAAAAAUCUGUCAACUACUAUUAAGAAUUCUGGAAUAAGUUGUUAGAAGAAAUACCUGAUGUAGAUAAACUUCUACUUUUGGGAACUAGAAUUACUAAUUCUAUUGAAAACAAUUCAUAAAUCUUUGAAAAUCUACAAGAAAUAAACUCAAAUAAUAUUAAGAGCUUAACAAUAUAUGGAAACUAUUUAAAGGAAAUUGUUAACGAUGAGCAGGAUGGUAAUAGAUUAUUAGAGAAAGCAUAAUAUAUUGAAAGGAGUAAUUAAGCAAACAAGCAAUUUGUAGAUGUUGAAAAAUUGAAAUAUGGUGAGAAUUCUUAGACUUCAAUUAUUAGUGUUUCAGGAAAUUUAAAUUAAGUUGGAAUGGUUGUUAAUACAAACAAUGAAAUCGAACAAUUACUUGGUUAUUCAAAAAGCGAUGUGAUAGGAUAAAAUAUAAACAAAAUUAUGCCUAAAGUAUAUGGAGAUAUUCACGAUAGUUUGUUUCACAGAUUUUUAGAAACAUCAUAACCUAAGGUUAUUGGAGUGGAAAGAACAGUGAUGUGUCUAAAUAAAAAUGGAUAUAUAAUUCCAACUUCCAUUAUGGUUAAAGUACUUCCUAACUUAGAUUAAGGAAUUUAAAUUGUUGGAUUUCUGAAAGAAAUAGAUAAUUAAGAAUCUAAAAGCUAAAUUGAAAAAGACUAAGUUAUUCACUAUCUUAUUUACAGGGAAGACAACUUAUAAAUAUAAGGCAUAUCACAAAGUAUUCAUGAUUAUUUUGGAAUACCAUCUUAAUUAGUUUAUGGAAAUUCAAAUAAUAUUUCUGAUUUUACUAUCGAUUAGAUAAUGCCUGGUGUUGCUGAUGUAGCAAAUAGAGAAGAAAUGAUGUCAGUUUAAGGAUUAAUAACAACUAUUGACAGUACAUAUGUUUAAAUGAAUUAUUUGAUAGAAGAUGAAGAUGGAUAUUAGGAUUCAGAUUUCGAAAGUUAAGCUUAAAAAGAUGAUAACUAACAAUUAAACUAAGAUUUAGAAAAUGGUUUUGAAAGAAAAAGAUUUAAAAAAUUUAGAUAAGCUUAAAUAAAGGUGAACCUUAUUAUAGAGUAAGAGUUUGAUUUAGGAUUAAAAAUAAAUGUCAUAACAUUCACUGAAACAGAUAACAGUACACUCUAAGCCUAAGAUAACAAUAUAGAAGAGCAUAUUUUCAAUAACAAUAACAAAACAGUUAUUAAAGGUGAAACUACCUUUGGAAAAGAUGACCAAAAAUCAUAAAAUGGAGAACAUUAAAAUGGUGAAUAUGAUGAUGAAAGUUCUAACAUUUCUGGUUAAUCUGUAAAUGAUGAUCAGAGACAAUUAAAAGAUUUUAAAACUCUCAUUUCUGAAAAGACAGUUCCUAGAAAAAUUAAAAUUUUAAACAGAACUGCCUUGCUCUUGCUAUUAAUAUUAUGCGGUUUAUCUGCCUAUGAUUUAGGCUUUAAAGUCUCCAAUGAAAGUACUGUUAAGGAAGGUCUACAAGCAAUUUAAUCUGGAUAUGUUCUAUCUGAAACAUUAAGUACAUCAAUUUAUUAUUCAAACAUGUUAUAUGAACUCGCCAAUAAUCUAAUAACGCCACCUUCUGGUUAGACAGCAGAAUCAUAUGCAAAUGGAUUUAGAUCUAAUUUAAGUACAAGCUUAAACACUUUAAAAGAUUAGAUGUACAAUAUGAUAAAACACCAAAUAUCUAUGUACAAUGAUAAAAAUACAAGUCCUCCAAAUUUCACAAUUACUAUUCAAAAAAUGUCAUCUUAAGGAACUUUAUCAUCUGAUUAAGAAACACUAACUGAUUCUUUACUAACUUUUAUCAGCAGUGGUUCAACCUUUCAAAUGUCACCUUUAGCUUCUAUUGUUAAAGGCCAAGUAAAUUAAGCAACGAGUAGCUUUUAUUAUAUAAAUUAAAAUGGGCUUUAAAGUUAAAGAGAAGCUUGCAACAAAACAGCAAACGAUUUCUACAAUUAUUACUAUAAUAAAGUGGAUGAUUUUAGAAUAAACUAUAUUGUAGUUCUUAUAAUUGCUAUUGUAUUCGUUGUAAUUUCUCUAUUUAUCCUAAUACCUAUUGUAUUCUAGGUGAACAGAACAAACAAUAAAGUUUUAUCACUUUUUGGAUAUAUACCUUAUCCUGAAAUUAGAUAAUUAGCUGAUAAGUGUGAUAUCUAUAUUUAAGAAUAUAUUAGCAUUAGAGGAUAAGAGCAUGUUGAUAGUUAGGAUGAUAAAGAUGAAAAUCAAAAUGAAGUUAAAGAGGAAGUGAUUGAUGGGGAAAAUAAUUAAAAUAAUUCUGAAUACAUUAAAAGCAUUGAUAAUGGAACUGAUAAAAAUAAUACUGCAGUUCAUUCUUUAGAUUUUAAAAAAUAAGGAAGAAUGAAAAGUUUGGAAGAAAAAAAUCAUUAGCAUAAUAAAAAUAAUUAAGAAAAUAAAACAGAUAAAUAGAAUGAAGACCAUGAGUUUAUAGAUCACCGUAGUAAUUUGCUAUUGAAUCAAAAGGAUGGAAGUAAAAAAUCAGUAAUUUUGAUAUUUGGAUUCGUUGCUGCUCUGUUUAUUUUGUAGUAUGUCAUCCACUUUAUUUUAGAUUUGCAAUACAUAGAUAAAGUAUAAACUAUCUACUCGACCCUUUAAAUAUCUUGCCUUUAUCCUUCAUAUGCAAAAUGGUUUCAAUUAUUUUCAUAAAUGCAGAUAUAGAAUGGCGGAGCCAUCUUAGAUAAUACUUCCUAGUUAGAUUUAGCUUAGUUUUAUAGCUAAUAAACUUAUAUUGCAUAAAAUUCUAUAAGAUAUUAUUAUAGCUAUUCUUUCCCAGGAUAAAUGUCUACUUACUAAAAUUAGUUUAGGUAGGCCUAAACCUAAAACAUAUGUAACUUAAUUAAUAAUAUCAAUUCUAAUGAUUAAGCCACUUGCACUGCUGUAAAUAAUGGCAUACUAAAAAGUGGUUUUAUUACAGCUGUUGUUUAUUUCUUAGAAGGCCUUAGAACUUCUGUAACAAGUUUUAUGGCCACUAACCUUUCAGAUCAAUAAAAGCUAGCCUUUUUAACAUCUACUUCAUUUUAACAGUUAUCAGUUUAAUAAUCUUUUAUGAUUCCUAUGAUGGAUUAAUUAACUUAGCUGCUAAUUGAAUAGACUCCGAAUUAUCUAUCUUACAGAACUACUAUAGAGAUUAUAGUUUUCUGUAUAUAUAUAACAGUUAUACUCUCUGCUUUUAUAUUUAUUUGGCUUCCUUACAUGGCUAGAAUAAAUAUUAAAAUUUGGAGAACAAAAGGAAUGUUAAAUAUGAUUCCUGUUGAAGUUAUAUAAAAACAUGAUUCUCUUAAAAAUGCUUUCCUACAUGGUGAGAUUCUUUCAGCAGUGAAAUGA